AUGGGGAGCCUAACCUCAUGCGCCCGGCCGGAGGAGGAGGAAGAGCAAGAAAAGCAGCGCUCCUGUCACGGUGCCUUUGAUCUCUACUUCAUCCUGGAUAAGUCUGGAAGUGUCAGAAAUCAUUGGACUGAGAUUUACUCUUUUGUGGAAAGUCUAGCAGAGAAGUUCAUAAGUCCAAUGUUGCGGAUGUCUUUCAUCGUGUUUUCUUCACGAGGCACUACAAUCAUGAAACUAACAGAAAACAGGGAAGCCAUAAGACGAGGACUCGACAUUCUUCAGUAUGAAGUGCCUGGAGGAGACACAUUCAUGCAUGAAGGAUUUAAAAGGGCAAAUGAGCAGAUUUACCAAGAAACCUAUGGAGGAGUUCGGACCGCUAGCGUGAUUAUUGCUCUGACGGAUGGAGAAUUGCAAGAUGUUCAGUUUUAUUAUGCAGAACAAGAAGCCAACAGGGCCAGAAGCUUUGGAGCUAUUGUUUAUUGUGUUGGAGUGAAAGAUUUCAAUGAAACUCAGCUGUCAACAAUUGCUGACAGCAUCGAUCAUGUUUUUCCAGUUACGGGAGGCUUUUAUGCCCUGAGAGGAACCAUUGAUUCAAUACUCAAGAAAUCUUGCAUUGAGAUCCUAGCAGCUGAACCAUCAAGUGUUUGUGCAGGAGAAUCAUUUCAAGUUGUGGUAAGAGGCAAUGGCUUUUAUCAUGCAAGAAAUAUCGACCAGGUACUCUGCAGCUUCAAGCUCAACGACAGCCUUACUAUCAAUGAAAAGCCGACCCUUGUUCAAGAUACUUACUUACUUUGUCCUGCACCAGUGAUAGAAGAUGCUGGACAGGUGGUUUUCCUACAAGUCAGCAUGAACAACGGGCUAACAUUCAUCUCCAGCUCUGUCAGCAUCACCAGCACACAGUGUCUGACUGGGACCGUCCUUUUUAUUGCUCUCCUGAUUCUGUUUCUGCUGCUGGCUCUGGCUCUUCUGUGGUGGUUUUGGCCCCUUUGCUGCACGGUGGUGAUCAAGGAGCCGCCGCCGCCACCACCUCCAGAGCCUGAAUCAGAUGAUGAAGACGGAUUGCCAAAGAAAAAGUGGCCAACCGUGGACGCAUCUUAUUAUGGAGGUCGAGGUGUUGGUGGGAUUAAGAGGAUGGAGGUGCGAUGGGGAGACAAGGGCUCAACAGAGGAAGGAGCAAAAUUGGAGAAGCCCAAAAAUGCUAUUAUUAAGUUGCCUGAACAGGAGUAUGAGCCAUGGGAACCCAAGCCGAAAAAGCCCCAUGUGAGAAAACCACCUUCCCAGCAGAAAUGGUAUACUCCGAUCAAGGGCAAACUUGAUGCACUGUGGGCUUUGGUUCGACGAGGCUAUGAUCAAGUCUCUCUUAUGAGACCACAGCCAGGGGAUAAGGGAAGAUGCAUAAACUUCACUCGGGUGAAAUCAGAUGGAACCUCUGCCCCUUACAGCCCACCACCGAAGUUGCCACGGCCUGACAAUGUUCCUCUCAACAACUCUCCAAGGAAUUUGUCUCCUCCUGUGUCUCUGCAGCCUCCUUCUAGGCAGCCACCUCCUGGACCACCCCCAUCCCGAGCCCCUCCUGGACCUCCUCCUUCGCGCCCACCCCCACAGCCCAUGGCUUAG
Molecule: messenger RNA, 1614 nt
Organism: Balearica regulorum gibbericeps (East African grey crowned-crane)
Lineage: Eukaryota; Metazoa; Chordata; Aves; Gruiformes; Gruidae
Gene: ANTXRL
Product: ANTXR like
Cellular component (GO): cell surface; plasma membrane
Molecular function (GO): transmembrane signaling receptor activity
Source: RefSeq, a predicted model, not a curated record